UCUCUCUCUCUCUCUCUCUCUCUAAAUUUGUCUACACACUUUCUCUCUCUAAAUACGUAAGAGAGGAGAAGUGGAGGCGGUCGUGGUCUCUGUUUCUGUGGAAGGAAAAGGAAUAUGCCAUUUCAUGGAAAUGGUUCCUCGCAGACAUUCUCUGAUGACCCCAUUUUAUAAUUUACGCAAACUUACAGGCACAUGCUCUCUUCCCCUUCUCUCGUUGCCCUUUCCUUUCUCAGGUUAGAAGAGUGGAUUUGGUGUAUGCGGAGUGGAGUUCAUUUGCAAGAAUUAGAAUCAAGUGAAUUAGCGAGAAGUUAAUGUUGCUUAAUGGUGUCUGAUAGGCAGUCCGGUGGUUUACUAGACACUCUCAAUAUGGAGAGAGUUCGGACGAUUUUAACUUAUCCAUAUCCUUACCCACACGAGCAUUCACGUCAUGCUGUUAUUGCCGUUGUGGUGGGGUGCCUCUUUUUCAUUUCGUCGGACAAUUUGCACACUCUCAUUCAGAAAUUAGACAGCAACAUAAAAUGGUGGUCUAUGUAUGCCUGCCUGCUUGGUUUUUUCUAUUUCUUUUCAUCUCCAUUUGUAGGGAAGACAAUCAAACCAAGCUAUUCAAAUUUUAGCCGCUGGUAUAUAGCCUGGAUAUUACUUGCAGCUGUCUACCAUCUUCCCAGUUUCCUAUCAAUGGGAGUAGAUUUGAGGAUGAAUCUUUCUUUGUUUUUGACAAUAUAUGUCUCAUCCAUUUUAUUUCUUCUUGUUUUCCAUGUUAUAUUCCUUGGCCUCUGGUAUGUUGGUCUUGUUGCUCGUGUGGCAGGAAGGAGGCCUGAGGUCCUGACAAUUCUUCAAAACUGUGCCGUUUUAAGCAUAGCCUGCUGCGUGUUUUAUAGUCACUGUGGAAAUCGUGCUAUUUUAAGAGAAAAAACAUUUGAGAGGCGAAAUUCUGGUUGGUUUUCAUUUUGGAAAAAGCAAGAACGAAUUCCUUGGCUUGCAAAUUUCUUACGUGUGAAUGAGUGGAAAGACCAGGUCUGUUCAUCUUGGUUUGCUCCGGUUGGGUCUGCCAGCGAUUAUCCACUUUUGUCUAAGUGGGUUAUUUAUGGAGAGUUAUCUUGCAGUGGCUCUUGUGCGGAAUCACCUAAUGAGAUAUCUCCCAUAUACUCGUUAUGGGCCACUUUUAUAGGGCUCUACAUUGCCAAUUAUGUGGUGGAAAGAUCAACAGGGUGGGCUCUAACUCACCCUUUGUCAGUAAAAGAGUAUGAGAAGUUGAAGAAAAAGCAAAUGAAGCCUGAUUUCUUAGAUAUGGUUCCUUGGUAUUCAGGGACAUCAGCUGACUUGUUUAAGACAGUGUUUGACCUACUGGUAUCAGUAACAGUGUUCGUUGGACGUUUUGACAUGCGUAUGAUGCAGGCAGCAAUGAGUAGGGUUCAAGAUGGAGCUAAACAGGAUGAUCUUUUGUAUGAUCAAUUCAGUGAAAAGGAUGAUCUGUGGUUUGACUUUAUGGCUGAUACUGGUGAUGGUGGAAAUUCUUCUUAUACUGUGGCACGACUUCUCGCUCAACCUUCAAUUCGGGUCCGUAGUCGUGACUCUAUGCUUAAGCUACCACGUGGAAACCUGCUCCUUAUUGGGGGUGAUCUUGCAGCCACAGAGGAGUGUCAAGAAUUCUCGAAACCCGAGGGAGGGACCCCCUCUCCCCGGGAGCCCUAUGCAGCAAUGAGUAGGGUUCAAGAUGGAGCUAAACAGGAUGAUCUUUUGUAUGAUCAAUUCAGUGAAAAGGAUGAUCUGUGGUUUGACUUUAUGGCUGAUACUGGUGAUGGUGGAAAUUCUUCUUAUACUGUGGCACGACUUCUCGCUCAACCUUCAAUUUGGGUCCGUAGUCGUGACUCUAUGCUUAAGCUACCACGUGGAAACCUGCUCCUUAUUGGGGGUGAUCUUGCGUAUCCUAAUCCAUCAGCAUUUACAUAUGAAAGGCGCUUCUUUCGCCCUUUUGAAUAUGCUCUCCAGCCUCCACCCUGGUAUAAAGAAGAGCAUAUAGCUGUAAACAAGCCCGAAUUACCAUGUGGGGUGUCCGAGCUGAAGCAAUAUGAUGGACCUCAAUGCUUUGUUAUUCCUGGAAACCAUGAUUGGUUUGAUGGACUUCAAACCUUCAUGAGGUACAUAUGUCACAAGAGCUGGUUGGGUGGAUGGUUUAUGCCUCAGAAGAAGAGCUACUUUGCUUUGCAGCUACCAAAAAGGUGGUGGAUAUUUGGUCUUGAUCUAGCUCUCCAUUGUGACAUUGAUGUAUACCAAUUCAAAUUUUUCUCAGAAUUAAUAAAGGAAAAGGUUGGGGACAACGAUUCUGUAAUCAUUAUGACACAUGAACCAAAUUGGCUUCUUGAUUGGUAUUGGAAUGAUGUGACCGGGAACAACAUCACAUACCUGAUACGUGACCAUUUAAAGGGCAGGUGCAAACUUCGAAUGGCUGGGGAUUUGCAUAAUUAUAUGCGCCAUUCAUUUGUUCCUUCAGAUAAGCCAGUUUAUGUGCAACAUUUGCUUGUUAAUGGUUGUGGUGGGGCUUUUUUGCAUCCUACCCAUGCCUUUAGGAAUUUCAACAAAUUGUAUGGGACUUCCUAUGAAAGCAAGGCUUCGUAUCCUUCUUUUGAAGAUUCGAGCAGGAUUGCUCUAGGAAAUAUUUUGAAGUUCCGAAAGAAAAAUUGGCAAUUUGAUUUCAUUGGUGGCAUUAUAUACUUUGUGUUGACCUUUUCCAUGUUCCCACAGGAUGAUACAUUUUCUGGUCACCUAAGGAGCUUCUUUAGCACAGUGUGGGAUGCUUUUAUGUACAUGCUAGGACAUUCACAUGUAUCUUCAGCAAGUGCUCUGUUAUUGUUAAUAGCUGCUAUCAUGUUUGUACCCUCCAAAGUAUCUCGGAAAAGAAGGGCAAUAAUUGGGAUUCUUCAUGUUGCUGCCCAUCUGUCUGCGGCAUUAAUUCUCAUGCUGCUGUUGGAAUUGGGAGUUGAGACAUGUAUUCGGCAUAAAUUAUUGGCAACUUCAGGUUAUCACACUUUAUAUGAAUGGUAUCGAUCAGUGGAGAGUGAGCAUUUUCCUGACCCAACAGGCCUCCGGGCUCGUAUAGAACAAUGGACAUUUGGCCUCUAUCCAGCAUGUAUUAAGUAUCUGAUGUCUGCAUUUGACGUUCCAGAGGUCAUGGCUGUCACAAGGAAUAAUAUUUGCAAGAAAAAUAUGGAUUCACUCUCCCGUGGGGGUGAUGUGAUAUAUUAUGCUUCUGUGUUCCUUUAUUUCUGGGUCUUUUCAACUCCAGUGGUUUCUUUGAUCUUUGGAAGCUACCUGUACAUUUGUAUUAACUGGCUUCACAUACACUUUGAUGAAGCCUUUUCCUCACUCCGUAUUGCUAAUUACAAGGCAUUUACACGUUUCCAUAUCCUCCACAAUGGCGAUCUUGAAGUUUUCACCCUCGCAGUUGAUAAGGUUCCUAAGGAAUGGAAGCUGGAUCCUAAUUGGGAUGGGGAACCAAAACAACCAGUGCAGCUGAGCCACCUGAGAAAGUUUCCUAGCAAAUGGAGAGCAACUUCCUCUCAGCAGGACCCAGGUAGCACUGUACGGAUUGUUGACCAAUUUGUCAUUAGACAAACCGACCAGGAAGCAGUGAAUGGGCAGUAACUUGCUGACAUCUGAUUUGAUAUUUGUAAACAUAUGUAAUUUGUAGUCUUUAGGAAUCAAUUGAAGAAAGGGGAAAGAAAAAGGUUAAAGGUUUAGAAUGUACUCUUGUAUGAAUCAAACCAAAUCGGAUGGGAAAAAUAGAAGACAUAAAAACACUUGUUGCAGUUUAAUAUAAUAUUGUGGAAUGGAAUGAGUAACUCCCCUCAAACUGGCAUGGAUCAGCAAUAAUAUGUAC
Molecule: messenger RNA, 3877 nt
Organism: Ilex paraguariensis (yerba mate)
Lineage: Eukaryota; Viridiplantae; Streptophyta; Magnoliopsida; Aquifoliales; Aquifoliaceae
Source: the annotation of a GenBank genome assembly